Messenger RNA from Leptomonas pyrrhocoris, 989 nucleotides. RefSeq lists its product as hypothetical. Bases 327 to 989 code for a protein of 220 amino acids. The transcript has a single exon. NCBI's taxonomy places the organism in Eukaryota, Euglenozoa, Kinetoplastea, Trypanosomatida, Trypanosomatidae. The record is from RefSeq and is a predicted model, not a curated record.
GAAGAAGAAAUGGGAGUGAGGAGUUUUGUAUGUGUUCUGUUUACCUUUCACGCGAUUCUCUCCGACACCUCUAUUGUUGUAGCGGAAGCGUGCCGUACCGCGACUUAUACGCUCGAGGCCACCGUCGAAGGAACCUCAGCAUAGCCUAGCCAUAUCUUCACAUACACACAUGAACGGUGGCGCACGUUUAUUAGUAUUAUCGUCUGCUCCUCGCUGAUCCGUUUGUGCCGGCAACGGCACGCAUACCAAUUUAGUGUGUGUGUGUGUGUGUGUUUGUGUUUUCUUCUCUUCUUCUUACAGACUAAGCGAACUCGCCGUGCGAAGCGAUGAGCCUACCACGCGCCAAGAGCGCAAUGCUCAUGACGAAGGGCAUCAUGGACGUUCGAAGCGACCCACCCCGGCUCAUCUGCACCAUUCUCAAGUAUCAGCAUCCCGGUACCAAAAAGGAGGUCACGCUCUACCCGGUGCCGAACAUCGCCGCCCCAUCCUACUUCCAGCGCGUGCUCAACGGCGAGGCGCUGCAGAAGGACUUUGACAAAGUUCUCUGCGAGGACGGCCGGCUGCCGUUCCAGGCGGGGACCGUGAAGGCGGCCCGCCAGCGCUGGAUACAGCUCGUUUUCCCCUUCUUUAGCGUCCGCCCGGUGGUGGAAGAUGGCGAGAAGUUUGACGGCAUCGUCAGCCGCGAUGCCGUGGAGUCGCGCAUGGCGUAUCAGAUGGUGCUGGACGGUUACGACCCGCCGGUGGACCCGCGAGCGCGGCGGGCGGUGGAGCGGAUUGACUCGUACCCCGACAACACGCGGGUGGUGGUACCAUGGGGUGUUUAUCACAUGCCGUACUUCCGCUAUCGCCUGGAGAAGGAGGGGUACGCGCCGCUGCCGUCGGAGGAGGUGGUGGUGUUCGGCUUUCAGCAGAUGCUGAGCAUGCUGCUGGUGACGUCUGCUGCGGCGUUCGUUCUCGCUGUACUUCUUUUUAGCAUCUUCUUCUGGUAG